AUUUCCUUUGUUUGUGUGAGUGCGUGUGCGAGUAACACGGUCGUGUUAUCUAAAACUUACGGAUCAAAUAUUUGCUUUAAUACCCAAAAAGACAUAGAAUAGUUAAUUGGACAAACGAUUUAAGAUAUCUUGCGCAAACUGUGAUAUAAGUUAGUUACUCAUAAACGAAAUGUGCGGUCAAUGAGACGCAUUGAAGGGUAUGGCAUUUAUUUGGGAAACAGCUCGCACAAAAUGCUGACUGAAGAGCACUCGUCGCUGCUGCUGGAAUCAAAUGGAGGCACAACUGGCUCUAGCUCGGAAGAUGAGGUUGACCAAAAGCACAAAAUACGCGCUGUACCGCGUCUGCGACAGCGUGCGCGUCUGCGAAAUCAGCUGCCCAGGACCCUGCGACGUUUGGGCUGCUACACGCUGAGCGCCUGCGUUGUCUGUCUGAUGUUUUUCAUUUACCUGCCAAUUAUAUUUUUUGACGUGCAGCCGCGUCAAGAAUCUCUGUGGGACUGGACGGUUAACACAUCGCGUGACGUUAAGGAUUAUGUUUUGCCGCAGCAGGACACUGCGUUGAUUUUGCCGCGUGAAUUUUGUCGCAGCAAAACAUUUCUGAUUAUAGCAGUGUGCACAGGUUUGAACAACUUCGACAGACGGCAGACAAUACGUGAAACCUGGGGAAACACCACAGAGUUCAACUACAAUGCUUUUGACAAGCAGCAUGGACAUAUGGCAGGACGUUUUCUACCGGUGCUGGCAGAACGCCUCAAGCUUUAUGCAGACUAUCUAAACAAUACAGGCGACACUUUGAAUGUAAGUGUGCGCAUUGUAUUUAUCAUAGGCCUUGGAUCAUCGCAGGACAACGAAACGCUGACGCGUCUACACAACGAAGCUACACAAUAUAACGACAUUAUACAAGAAAACUUCCUGGAUACGUACAACAACCUCACAAUCAAAUCUGUCAUGGCACUAAAGCAGAUUAGUCACAGCUGCGCGAAAUCAAGCGCAUAUUUUCUUAAAUGCGAUGACGAUACAUUUGUAAAUGUGCCGAAUCUCUUGCAUAUGUUGCUGGGCGGCACCGUGCCUCUAUAUAAUGACACAUACGGCUAUUACGAUCACUUUUCCGCUCAAGUGCUGCAACCGCGUAAUCGUAUGAAUGCCACUAAAAAUGUUUUGAUGGGUCAUGUGUUCUGCAAUGUGCUGCCCGUAACGGAUACGAAGAGCAAAUGGUAUAUGCCCUUUUAUAUGUAUCAGGGGAGCAGCUAUCCAAAGUAUCUAUCUGGCGCUGGCUACGUACUGUCCAUUGACGUAGUGCAGCGCUUGUAUGAAGCUGCUUUGAAUACAACGCUUGUCUAUCUGGAGGAUCUCUAUAUAACAGGCAUUUGUGCAGAGCAUGCAAAGAUUAAGCGUGCAAGUCAUCCACUCUUUAGCUUUGUGCACUCCCAGAUGGCGUGCGCCUUCAAGGGCAGCAUUAUACAACAUCAGCUAAAGGAGGAAAACAUGCUGGAUGCGUGGCGCUAUGUAUCCAACUAUAGUAUUCAGUGCCCGCCACCGGCGUACUUAACUCAAUUGCGUUUACGCUUACGCAGUAAAUGUUAGUGGUAGAUAGUGAGAGAGAGAGAGAGAGAGAGAGAGAGCUGUGAAUGACAUCGUCUCCAAUAAUGUUAUAAACUUCGCUAUAAACGUUAUUUAAUAACUAGUUGUAGUAUGAAGCGCAUAACGCUAGAGUUAUUUGUUAUAACCAAGAGAAAAAUGAAAUUCUCGCACAAAUUGUUUUUGCAAUUAUUUUCAAAUAUUUAGUUCCUGAGAUUACUUUAAUUCUCGAAAAACUUUACACACACAUAUGUAUAUGAAUAUUAUUAUUUAUGUUGUGGCAAGUGUUUGUUGCUUGCCACUUAAA
Messenger RNA from Drosophila busckii, 1885 nucleotides. RefSeq names its product beta-1,3-galactosyltransferase 1. Gene Ontology annotation, molecular function: hexosyltransferase activity. The transcript has 2 exons. Bases 181 to 1584 code for a protein of 467 amino acids. Lineage: Eukaryota; Metazoa; Arthropoda; Insecta; Diptera; Drosophilidae. Gene Ontology annotation, cellular component: membrane. The record is from RefSeq and is a predicted model, not a curated record.